AGCGCUGCCGCCAGGUCACAGAUUAUUGUCGUCGAGGUCGGACCUGACAGGACAAGAUACAUUCUACACAAGGAACUCUUAAUUCACCACUCCGGACUGUUCCGACGCGAAAUAUCUCAAAAUCCCAAGAAACAAAGUUUUGCUUUAGAAGACAUCUUCACUGAGGAGUUCAGUUUCUUCGUGGACUGGCUGUAUGAGAAAAAACUACCUUCAUCUGCCCAAACUACCGAGUCUUGGCUCGCAUUCUAUGCAUACAUGGUCGCAGAUCGGCUCUCGGUGAUUCGCUUGAAAGUUGCAUUGAUGGAUGCAAUUUUUCAUGAGCUUUCUUCACGUAGUGUGAGCAGCGACAUGGUCUGUAGGCUUUUUGAGGCUCUACCAAAGAACGAUCCACUGCUUCAGCUAGUUGUGGAUGCAAUCUGUAUCAACGACGGCAUCGGACGUAUGGGUACAGAGAGUCUCGUCAGCAUUGAUAACUUGUCAAAAGAAUAUCUGACUCGAGUAAUGCGCAAGUUUCAUCAUCUAAACCAACUUCCCGAGAAGGAGAGAAAUUUAUGUCGUGCAGACUACAGUAUGAUGGCAUGCUUGUUGGGUUAGACUGGUGGAGGUGAAGCGUGAGGACCGUUCUAGUAACC
Bipolaris sorokiniana ND90Pr is the source of this 632-nucleotide messenger RNA. RefSeq lists its product as uncharacterized. The record is from RefSeq and is a predicted model, not a curated record. Gene Ontology annotation, molecular function: protein binding. NCBI's taxonomy places the organism in Eukaryota, Fungi, Ascomycota, Dothideomycetes, Pleosporales, Pleosporaceae. The transcript has a single exon. The annotation marks the transcript as partial.